Messenger RNA from Phyllopteryx taeniolatus (common seadragon), 1412 nucleotides. RefSeq names its product protein FAM104A. The record is from RefSeq and is a predicted model, not a curated record. Bases 536 to 880 code for a protein of 114 amino acids. Lineage: Eukaryota; Metazoa; Chordata; Actinopteri; Syngnathiformes; Syngnathidae. The transcript has 3 exons.
AACGCAUCAGUGAAGCUAUGCGCGCAUGCGUAGUAACAUGUAAACACAGGCGUAACGGCUGGCUGUGCUUGCUAACGGCGUGUUUUAGCUAUUGCGUUUAAACAAAACAAAAAAGAAAAAAGCUUUUUGAUUCGUCCUAAUUUAUCCGAUAUGUGGGGAUUAUAACGCUAUCAGGAAAUCUGUUUAAAGCGUGUUUCAGUAUAUGAACUUAAGUUAGCUACUUUUCCCGUAUCAGCGUAAGGGUUAACGUUGUUAGCUUGUCGGUGACGAACAAGAACGAGGGAUUGUUAAGGUUUAUGAUACACCAUUUAGCCAUUACGUGAUGUAAAGUACCCGUGAACCUUGCAUAUAUACAUAUACACUCUAUUAUUUUCUGUGUCUAGUUGCAAUGGCUAAUUUCAUAACUUAAAACCCAAUUAGCCACCCAGUUAGGUAAGCUUGCUGCCAAAUGCAGGCUACCUGCUAACGAGUUUCUUGGACGUGGUGAGAGAUUGUCGAAGGAAUUCAUCGACAUUGAUGAAUUUAUGGUCAUCACAUGUUGACUGAAAGCAGGAAAAGGCAGCACAGUUGUGGUGAUGAGCGUGGCCACCUGGUUCCUCAAGCCAAAAGGCAGAAGAACCAAACUCACCCGCUCUCGCCUGAGCCGGGAAGGGAUGCCUGGGACUCCGAGUCAUCCAACAGCUCCAGCAUCCUCAGCACUCCGGAGCACGCCUCCGGCAGCUCCAGCAGCAGCCGCUGCGCCGCCGGCCCUUGCAGCCCCCUCAGCUCCAGCGACUGGUGCGACCCGCCCGCAUCCUACCUGCACAUCAACCGCAUCCUGAGGGAGGCGCACUUCCAGAGCCUGCACAGCCGCUGCCAAGCGCGAGAGACGCAGCAGUGACCUCGCUCGAUAGUUCCUGGUCAGGUGUCGGGGCGGGAGAAGAAUCAGCAAUAAUUUAAGAACUGGGAGCAAACUAACACUAAGCUCGGACGGGAGCUGCAAAAAUGACAAGUUUAGGACCAGUCGCUUUGACUCGUUUAGGAUGUUUGGGUGGUUCUGAAGUCUCAGGAAUUUCCCCCUCAUUAAGUUAAAAAAAAAAAAAAAACUCCACUCCAGCUUCCACAUGAUGAAAUGUCCCAAUUUGCACCUUUGUUAGUGACUUAUUUUGGCUUUUUCUUUCUGCUCAGUGAUGAGGAACAACAACUAAAUAAGUAAAAGUACUCAAUGCGGCUCCUUAUGUGUUCCUGUGCAAGUCCAUUCAUGUGCACUGCGCAUCCCAAAAGCCAGGACAAAAGCUAAGCCUUUCUUUCUUGCAGCAUUUUUCUCUUCUUCUUCCACCCCCCCCCCCCCCCCCUUCCUGUAUUUAGUACUGUACAUGAUGUUGACACUCUUCUUGUAAAUCACUUCAAAAUAAAAAUGUUUUUUUUUAGUA